Messenger RNA from Emiliania huxleyi CCMP1516, 2469 nucleotides. RefSeq lists its product as hypothetical. The transcript is spliced from 5 exons. Lineage: Eukaryota; Haptophyta; Isochrysidales; Noelaerhabdaceae. Bases 1 to 2469 code for a protein of 822 amino acids. The record is from RefSeq and is a predicted model, not a curated record.
AUGCUUCUGAAGUACAUCCAGCACGUGCCCGCCGCGAUCUUCAUCACAGUGCUUUCUGAUGUGUACGCCUUCUCUUUCGGCCUGAUUUUGGUGCCUGUGGCGACCGGACUCCCCGUCUCGUCUGGACUGUCCAUCUACCUCCUGUCGGUCGUGUGCGGGCAGCUGGCAAUGAGCUUACUCAGCGGCUUCAAGCACGCCUCCUCCGGCGCCGCCUACGAGCUGGCCCCGCUCCUUGUGGACAUUGCUCUGACAGUGACGCCCUUUUGCGAGUCUUCGGCUGCGAUGGCGUCGACUCUUCUGGUCGCAAAUGCGCUGACCAGCGCCCUCGUGGGCACCCUCUACAUCGCCGUCAGCUGGCUGCGCCUUGGAGCUGUUUUCAGGUGCGUCCCCAACAUCGUGCUCAAGGCUGCGCUGACCGGCGUCGGCAUCUUCAUGAUGCUGUCAGGGAUGGAGAUGGGCGUCGGUGGCGAGGUCGGCGCGCUCGCGACGGCCGGCGGGCUCGCGCGCGCGAUUGGCUCCCUCGCUGCCUUCGCCGGCCUCGCGCUCACCCAGCGCAUCUUCGGCGGCUCGGCAGCUGCGCUGGCCUACCUGGGCGGCCUCUCGCUCGCCUCCAACGCGAUGCCGCUCGUCGGCCUGCCUGCCCUCCCUCCCGACUGGUGGUUUGGAGGCCACGGAGCGGCGGACGCGGCCGACGCGGCCGACGCGACGGAGGACCAGCCCAGUGCCUGGGCGAAGGCGUUCGGCCUCCUCAGCCUGCUGGACGUGUCUCAAGUGUCGGCGGCUGCGCUCCUGGCGGCGCUGCCUCACGCCCUCUCGUGUGUCCUCGUGCAUGCCCUCGUGACGAUCAUGGACCUGGCCACGAUUGAGGCGCUCGCCUCCGCCGAGGCCUCCGCCGACGAGCCCGUGCCGCCCGCCGCCUUCGAUCUCGAUCGAGAGCUCGGCGUGAUUGGCUUCGCCAACUUGCUUGCUGCGGCCGCCGGGGCGAUGCCGUGCUACAUGCAGCUCACGCCGAGCACGGCCAACCUGCGCCUCACGCGCCACAUGGCAGGCCGCGCAGGGCCGCUGGUGUGCGCCCUCACCGCCGCUUCGCUCUUCGCGCUCAAGGACAUCGCCGGCGGCAGCCUAUCCCUCUACCUCGAAUGCAUCGCGGCUUACAGUUCGCUCGAGAGGACACGUAGACGUAGUCUGCUUGGUUUCGUCGUGCACGGCGGUGUGGACGCGCUCCAGAGGACGGCGGACCCGGUCGACGCCUUGCUUGUCGUCGCGGUGCCCGCCUUGAUGCUCACGAUGGGCUUCCUGCCCGGGCUGCUCUGCGGUCUGCUCGCCGCGUCCGGCCACUUCUUAAUCAUGUACUCCCAGACGCCCAUCCUGCGCGUCUACUCGGGGGCGGACGCCCGGAGCCUCGGCUCAAACACGGUGCGCUCGGCCGCCCAGCGCGCGAUCCUGGACUCCCAGCUGCCGCGCUGCGUCUCUCUCAUCUCCCUGCACGGCUACCUCUUUUUCGGAUCGGCGCCGCAGCUCUCACAUGCCGUGGCAAAGCUACUGAGCGCGCGCGAGGCGGCGGCGGCAGCAGCAACGGGCGAGCCGAGCACAGAGCACACGAUGGCCAUGACACCACAGGCCGGCAGGCUUUGGUUCGUCAUCGUCGACUUGCGCCACGUGCUCGGCGUCGACUUUGGCACCGUCGAGGAGCUCGUGAAGCUGCGUGCAGCCAUCGAGCGCGCGGGUGGUGCGCUGCGAUGCGCGGCGCCGCCGAAGCACGUUGCGGCCGCCAUCGAGCGGAGUGCGCGCGGCACGCUGGGCAGGAUGCUCGGCUUCGACGAGACGUUGCGCGAGUGCGAGGAGUCGGUCCUGCGCGCGCACGCGCCAGCUGGCGGCGCUGCGGCGGUGGCGCUGGCCGGCGUCGUGGAGGCCUCCCUCCUGCUCGCGCUCUCCCCGCACCUCAUCAGACAGCCGUCAGCGGACAGCGUGUCGAUGGUGCGCACACUGCUGCAGAUGGGCGAGCGCUGGCGCGUUGUGGGCGGCCAGCAAAUCUGGACGCAGACGGAGUUCGCGAGCUUCUACGUCAUCGUUCUCUCCGGCGAGCAUGAGCUCCGUCGCGACGGCCACUUGAUCGAGAUUGCCGUGCCGGGUGCUAUGCUGGGCUUUCUGCAGACCCUCGCCCGGGGCACGCGCCAGACGUCCCUCACGUGCACCUCCGCCGGGGAGAUGCUCGUGGUGAGCGCCGGGCUGCACGCGCGGCUGCGCAAGGAGCAGCCGCGCCUCGAGCGCCUCCUCUCGGAUGCGAUGCUGGCGAGGCUUGCCGACGAGUACCGCCACUGGAUCCUCCACCACGCGGCUCGAGCCGACGGGCCCUCGCGCGGUUCGGCCGCGGAGCCCGGGCAAGCAGUCGACCUCUCCCUAUCCGUCAAGAGGUCCGCCCAGCGGCUGGUGCAGCUGCGGGACAGCGCCGAGCAGGCCGACGUUUAA